This is a messenger RNA of Leucoraja erinaceus (little skate), 9957 nucleotides long. It is a transcript of the gene adamts6, whose product is annotated as ADAM metallopeptidase with thrombospondin type 1 motif, 6. The record is from RefSeq and is a predicted model, not a curated record. Gene Ontology annotation, molecular function: metalloendopeptidase activity. Gene Ontology annotation, cellular component: extracellular matrix. Gene Ontology annotation, biological process: extracellular matrix organization; proteolysis. Lineage: Eukaryota; Metazoa; Chordata; Chondrichthyes; Rajiformes; Rajidae. The transcript has 25 exons. Bases 3472 to 6837 code for a protein of 1121 amino acids.
GUGACCAAAACCUCCAGUGAUGGAAACCUUGGGUGGCGGGCAAGGUCACCAGAGGUUGCUGUUUAGGUCUCCUACGUGGGACAGGGGCUUAACUUAGCAGGUCCGCUAGCAUCUCUGGAGAACGCAAUUAGGUAACAUUUCAAGUUUCAAACCUUCGUCAUACUGGCCUGAAGAAGGGACUGGACCUGAAACGUUACCUAUCCAUCAUCGCCAGAGAAGCUGCCACAGUUACUCCAGCACUUUGUGUCCUUUUGUGUUUCACAUUUGUUCAUGGUUUCCUUGAUAUUUCUGUUCUCCUGGUGCUGCUCUAAAGCUCUGGGCAUAUAUUUUCCUCAAUCCUUUGCUACUUUUCCUAUACCAUUUAUUCCUUCUCCAUGUUGUUUUGCUUUAGCGUUAUUCCCCUUGUCCUCCCAUGUUCCUAUCCUUUUCCAUUUUCACCUGUCCUUUGUUCUAACCUGAAUGAACCUGUUGCCUUGCUGUUGUUCUUCUUGGUCCAAAAAUUCCCCUGAUAUUCUGAAUGGGUUCUCUUCUCUCCCUUUUAUUCUUUGGUACUUACUGUUUUUCUUUGUUGCAGUUUCACAAUUGCACUCCAUUUCCUUAAACAGAUUUCCCCUCCCCUUUAACCACCCCUAUUGUUCAUUCAUUACUUCCCACAGUCUUUUUUGCUUUGUCAUAUGCUUUCAAGUGAUCCCCUCCAUUAGCUUCUCUGUCCCCUAUUGUUGACUGAUCCCACUGCUCACACAUUUACUCUCCCAAUAAAAACAGAAAAUGAUGGAAAGUUUCAACAGAUCAUGUUGUAUUUGUGGAAGGAAACACAUGGUUAACAAUUUAGUCCAAUGAUAUUUCAUCAGGGCUGGAGAUAAAGAGAUAAAGCAAGUUGUAAGAUGCUAAUGACUGAAGGAAGUGAGACAGAAUGUUCAUGAUAGGUUGAAAGACAUGAGAGUUUAAACGGUAAUAAGGAUGAUAAUAGUCUGGAUAAAUAAGUUGAGAACCUGAAAGGAAAAUGUAAAUGGAAUAGCUAAAUCACACUUGAGUCUGGAAGGAUAUAAUAGGCCCAGUGGACAGAAGAGGUGCAGUACUAAAGCUUAUAGUGAACAUCAAUGGAUCAGCACAGAGAACUAAGCACGAAGGACAUGGAAUUUGGAAGAGACCAGGUGGUUUGAACUAAGCUUGCCAUAAAAGUGAUCAGUUAAUUUUCAUUUUGUCUCCUCAAAAUAGAAGAGACCAAGUUUUGACCAGCAAGUACAGUAUGCUAAAAUGAAAUAUGUAUGAGUUCACCUGAAAAAGCUUUGGAUGUGGGAAGGAGGAAAUUAAGAGGAAUGUUGCAACUUCUAUGUUGGCACAGGAGGGUGCUGUAGGAAGAAGUUGUACUACUCGUGAUUCAGGAAGUUAAGGAGGUAAUGGUCCCUUGGGAUAACAGCAUAAAAUGCUGGAAAUUCUCAGCUGAUCAGGCUGUGUUGUGAAGAGAGAAAUAGCUGACAUUUCACGUUGAUGACUUUUCAUCAAAGAAAACCUCUCUUUCCACAAUGGCUACCUGGCCAGAUGAGUAUUUCCAGUAUUUUCAUCUCAGAUUUCAUCUGCAGUUGUUGUUACUUUUUCAGGUAUUUGGAAUAUUGGAAGGAAAUAGGAAGAUGUGUUUUGUGAUGGUAAAGAAUGAUCUUUCAAAUGUGAAUGCUGGUGGGGUGGAAGCACAUGGCUUGGGCAGAGAAGCAAGGAUGAGUGCUGAGUUGUAAAAAACUGGCAUAGUAGAAAAUUGGAAAAAGACCAUGUAAAACAUGACCCCUAUCACUAGUGUCCUUUAAGGUACUAUAUUUUUUUUUAAAAAGCUGAAUAUUGGAUAGAUAUGUGAGAGUUGAAAGGAGGAUAGGUGAGGGAUUUGCAGAAAAAUGAUGGUGUGUAGGGAGAGAAUGGGAGUAUAGAAGAGGGAUAUGUAAACUUCUCAUCCUCCUAAUCUGUGGUGUUAUUCUAUUGUCCAAGCCUUUCUCCAUCCCCCUCCCCCACUCUCCAAUGUUCUCAAUUUCUGUUCUCCACUCAUCAUUCUGUUCCCCCACUCAAGAUGAUAUUUCUAUUUGUUCAUCUUCCCCUGUCUUCCAACCCAGGUUCUAUGCAUUGGACUCUUUCUACUCUCUGUUCAUUCCAUCCUCUCCUUGCACAUUGCCUUGCUUUCUUUGCUCUCUUCUGUUUCCAAACCCCCUCCUUCAAACUUUUACCAAACUUUCUGCUUACCCUUCCUCCUUUUACUCUAUUUUCUUCACAUUGUUCUGUUCUGUCUUGUGCCAUCCGCUCACUCCCCUUUUUUCUUUUCCACCUUAUCCAUCCAUUAUCCCUAUGUCACUGCCAACUCCCCCCCCCCCCCUUUCCCAUCUUCCCAGUUGCCUCUGCCUUUGAUUCUUAUCUUCUUGUUUCCUUCACUUUUCAUUCCUCUCUCCAAUCCUUUCUCCAACCUACCCUUUCUAACUUUCCCUCACCCUCCAAAUUAAUCCUGUUCAUCUUGUAUCCACCACCAUCUAUGUACUGGCUAAUUGUCUUUCUCUCUCCUCGCCCCCCUCCCGUCCAACCUCCAUCCUGUCUGAUGCUCCAGCCUUUCCCCUCCACACCAAACUGUUUCUUGAUUUAAGCCCUCCUAAUUCCAGAUUCUCCUAAUUCCUUCUCUCUUACAUCUCACCUCCCUCCUAGCUGUAACCCCCCCCCCUCUUAAUCUCUUCAUCCUCCCAACCACCCCCUCCUUGAUCACCCUUUCCAUUCCAACUCCCCUGCUCCUUUCCAUUUUAGUUCUUCACAUCUGCCUACACCUUCUCUCUAUUUUAUUCCCAUUCUCCCAUGGUUUGGUGGUAUUUAUGUGUAGUGUUGUCUGAUUUGAUUGGAUGGCAUGCAAAACAAUGCUUUUCCCUGUAGCUCGGAACACGUGACAAUAAUAAUAAUAAACCUACCUAUACAUGGAGGCAGUUAACGUGAAGCAGAUGGUUGGCGAUAAGCAGGCUCCGCCUAGCAACAAGCGAGGAGGGGCCGGUGGUGGCCUCGGCUUCUCCACCCGAUGUUCCACCUUUCAUUCGCUUCAUGUUGCUUCCUUGUCUGUUGGACCAUUGAGGUCGGACUCGGGGUUACCAGGGAAGCCGACGAGCUUGGGGAAAACGCGGCUCUGGGACUUUUAAUUGCAGAAAAAAGCUUUUGGAUUCGCUGGGAAGUCAGACAGGAGUGCUCGGAAGAACGAGGCAGGCGGAUGACUGAGGGUCUGGCGCUUUGCGGCUGCCUGGCUUAGGGCGCGGCGAUGAGCGGGCACGCGGGCUGGUGCAGGGGCCGCCAGGCCAUUCGGCGCUGAGGCGCCGCAGCCACCGCCACCGCCACCAUCGCCGCCGCAACAGCAGCAGCAGCAGCAGCACGGACCCCAUGGGUUUGUCACGGUGCGCUUCUGGAGUCGAAGAAACCGUCUAGCGCAAAGGUAGCCACACACAGCUUUUGGUUCACUGAAUUAUGGAAAUUUUGUGGAAGACGGUGACUUGGAUUUUGAGCCUAGUCAUGGCCGCUUCGGAAUUUGACAGUGACACAAGGCUUUCUUACAGUUCUCAAGAGGAAUUCCUUUCUUACCUUGAACAUUAUCAGCUAACGGUUCCUGUCCGAGUGGACCAUAACGGAGAUUUCCUGAACGACAGCAGCGGGAACAACUAUAAGCAUUCGAGGCGAAGGAGAAGUUCGGAUGUUCCACCCCGAGAUCCAACCGAUACUAAAUUAUUUUACAGGCUGUCCGCCUAUGGAAAGCACUUUCAUUUAAACUUAAGUUUAAACACUAAAUUAAUCUCCAGACAUUUUAUCGUAGAAUAUUGGGGGAUUGAUGGUCCACAAUGGAAACACGAUUUUAUUGAUAACUGCUAUUACGUGGGAUAUGUAAAACAUGAGCACAGCACUACACAAGUGGCUUUAAGCAACUGCAAUGGCCUGCAUGGUGUUAUUGUAACAGAAGAGGAUCAGUAUUUCAUUGAGCCAUUACAGAAUAUAUCUAUGGACUAUAACAGUGACUUUACAUAUGGCAAAGGCCACCCUCAUGUUGUUUACAAGCGUUCCUCCAUUCGACCAAGACAUCAUACCAACAUGUCAAAGUGUGGCGUUCCAGAAGACCACACACGAAGAAGAAAGCCCUGGUGGUUAAAUGAUCUCUCAGCUGUUCCAACCUCGUUGCCAAAUAACAAAACUACAAAUAGUCCCCAUCGACAAAAGAGAUCAGUAAGCCUUGAACGCUAUGUGGAAACUCUGGUAGUGGCAGACAAAAUGAUGGUGGGAUACCAUGGUCGUAAGGAUAUCGAACAUUAUAUCUUGUCUGUAAUGAAUAUUGUUGCCAAACUUUACCGUGAUUCCAGUCUAGGAAAUGUUGUGAACAUUAUUGUCACUCGUCUGAUUGUUCUUACUGAAGAUCAGCCAAACUUGGAAAUAAAUCAUCAUGCAGACAAGUCCUUGGACAGCUUCUGUAAAUGGCAGAAAAGCAUUCUUUCUCACCAAAAUGAUGGAAACACCAUUCCAGAAAAUGGGAUUGCUCAUCAUGAUAAUGCUGUUUUAAUUACUAGGUAUGACAUCUGCACGUAUAAAAAUAAACCUUGUGGAACCCUGGGCUUGGCCUCAGUGGCUGGAAUGUGUGAGCCUGAGCGGAGCUGCAGCAUCAAUGAAGAUAUUGGCUUAGGUUCAGCAUUCACAAUUGCACAUGAGAUUGGUCACAAUUUCGGCAUGAACCAUGAUGGAAUUGGAAACUCCUGUGGGACGAAGGGUCAUGAAGCAGCAAAGCUCAUGGCAGCUCACAUUACUGCCAACACCAAUCCAUUCUCCUGGUCUACAUGCAGCAGAGAUUAUAUCACCAGCUUUUUGGAUUCUGGGCGUGGAACUUGCCUGGAUAAUGAGCCACCGAAGCGUGAUUUCCUUUACCCAACAAUAGCACCAGGACAGGUGUAUGAUGCUGAUGAACAAUGUCGCUUCCAGUACGGUACUACAUCACGACAGUGUAAAUAUGGGGAAGUGUGCAGAGAGCUGUGGUGCCUCAGUAAGAGCAAUCGAUGUGUAACCAACAGUAUCCCUGCAGCUGAAGGUACCCUCUGCCAGACAGGAACUAUUGAAAAAGGGUGGUGUUAUCAAGGCGAAUGUGUACCUUUUGGUACUUGGCCUCAGAGUGUAGAUGGGGGCUGGGGACCUUGGUCCAUAUGGGGAGAAUGCAGUAGGACAUGUGGGGGAGGAGUCUCCUCAUCUCUGAGACACUGUGACAGUCCAGCGCCUUCGGGUGGAGGGAAGUACUGCCUUGGUGAACGGAAACGGUAUCGUUCGUGUAACACAGAUUCAUGUCCGAUUGGAUCGCGAGACUUUCGUGAAAAGCAGUGUGCAGACUUUGACAACUUACCUUUCCGUGGCAAAUAUUACAACUGGAAGCCGUACACUGGAGGUGGUGUUAAGCCAUGUGCUUUAAACUGCUUGGCUGAAGGAUAUAACUUUUACACUGAACGGUCUCCUGCAGUCAUUGAUGGAACUCGCUGUCAGGCAGAUUCACUGGACAUCUGUAUCAAUGGAGAAUGCAAGCAUGUGGGCUGUGAUCACAUUUUGGGCUCUGAUGCAAAAGAAGACAGAUGUCGUGUUUGUGGGGGUGAUGGAAGCACUUGUGAAGCAACAGAAGGUUUAUUCAAUGAUUCAUUGCCUCGUGGAGGGUAUCUGGAAGUCGUUCAAAUUCCAAGAGGAUCGGUCCAUAUAGAAAUCCAGGAACUAGCAAUGUCAAAAAACUAUAUUGCUUUGAAAUCUGAAGGUGAUGACUAUUACAUAAACGGUGCCUGGACCAUUGACUGGCCAAGAAAAUUUGAUGUUGCUGGCACCGCUUUCCAUUACAGGAGACCUGCAGACGAGCCAGAAUCUUUGGAGGCAUUAGGGCCCACCACAGAAAAUUUAGUUGUUAUGGUACUUCUACAAGAACCAAAUCAGGGGAUUCGCUACAAGUUUAACGUUCCAAUCACUCGUACUGGUAGUGGUGAUACAGAAGUGGGAUUUGCCUGGCAUCAUCUAUCAUGGUCAGAAUGCUCAGCCACCUGCGCUGGAGGUGCACAGAAACAAGAGGUAGUUUGUAAAAGAUUAGAUGACAAUUCCAUUGUCCAGAAUAGUUACUGUGACCCUGAGAGUAAACCACCAGAAACACAGAGAGCUUGCAACAUAGAGCCGUGUCCACCAGAAUGGUUCAUUGGAGAUUGGUCAGAAUGCAGCAAAACAUGCGAUGGUGGAAUGCGUAUCCGAACGGUAUUGUGCAUUAGGAAAAUUGGACCUUCUGAGGAAGAAACCCUAGAUGACAGCCACUGUCUCACACACAGGCCUAUUGAGAAAGAGCCCUGUAACAAUCAGUCCUGCCCCCCACAGUGGGUUGCGUUGGAUUGGUCUGAGUGUACUCCAAAAUGUGGCCCAGGAUUUAAGCAUCGAAUUGUUUUGUGCAAGAGCAGUGACCUGAGCAAGACUUUCCCGCCCUCCCAUUGUUCUAAUGAAAACAAACCUCCGGCCCGAAUUCGCUGCAGCCUCGGGCGAUGCCCACCUCCACGAUGGGUCAUGGGAGAAUGGGGUUUGUGUUCUGCACAAUGUGGUCUUGGCCAGCAAAUGAGGACAGUGCAAUGUCUUUCAUAUACUGGCCAGCCAUCUACUGAGUGUCCUGAAGCCCUUCGACCACCCUCAAUGCAGCAGUGCGAGAGUAAAUGUGAUGCUACCCCUGUCGCCAAUGCAGAAGAAUGCAAAGAUGUGAACAAAGUGGCUUACUGCCCACUGGUGCUGAAGUUCAAGUUCUGCAGCAGGGCGUACUUUAGACAAAUGUGCUGUAAGACCUGCCAAGGACACUGACCCAAAGCAAGCCUUGUUAAUUCUAUCAUGGAAAACGUGCCUGCCCUGAAUUCAACAAGGAACGGGAUUUGAUGUCCCACAAACUCUACCCUGUGGAAAUGGUAACCACUGGUCAGCUUCAGCUGACAAUAAUUUGCUGUUAUUUUAACUUCUGUGAAGUGGGAUUUUUUUUUUACUAAGGUGCUGGACACAGAGCGGAGGAGAUGCCAGUUCUAAGUUUUCUGCUCAGCAACAUGAAAAUCACUCAGCUGUUCAGGACACGCACGUUCACUUGAACAAAUUGAAUAGUUGGUUCAUCUCCAGGGACCAGAAAGUUAAUGUAAUAUAUAUUGGACAUAAAUAAGAGAGAACAGUUUGUAUAUGUUCAAAGGCUGAUAAGGCAGAAAAUAAUUAUUAUCUGAGCUUGCCUAGCUAAAUAAAAAUGGACAGAUAUGAUUUCAACACACGUUAGGAACAAUUACAAUUAUUUAUCUCUCACAGUGACCAAAAUAAGUUUUAUAGUAUCAACAGAUAAGUUAUUUUUAAAAUAAAACCAAAAAUGGAACAUAUUUCUUCUCUACAUGGUGCUACAUUCCUAGUUCUUUCCACCAAAAUUCCUAUUUUCAAGGCUAAGUGGUUUAGAAAAAAAAUGAUACCCCAACACUGGAAAUGUCAGUCAGAAUUACUCCAUUUAAUAAAUGAAAGAGAAUUGAAGCAUUAUUCUAGUAAAGAUGCAGGAAUGCAUCCAAAUCGAUGAAGGUUUCUUGCUGCCAACCAGAGUUCAAAUUAAAUUGUGUUCUAAAUAACAUUAACAUCUUUCAAUUUGCCAUUUUUUUAAACAAAUUAAUUGAAGCAUGGGUGUUUCUUUUACCAUUGUGAAGUAAGAAAUGCAGAGAUCAUGCACCAAACUGCCACACUCCCAAUAUAAAUAGAAAUGCCCAGAGCCUGAAAUGUACUGCUCCAACUGCUCUUGCUUACACCACUGGUUUUGGAGUGGCUUUGACCACACAGGCACCGAGUUGCUUAAAGCAGGCUCUGUUCAAGCAGUUCUGGAUGCGACCACCAUGUAAUACACAGACAGACUAUCUACUUUGAAACCAGGCACACCUUUCAAGGAAGCUUGUAAUAAAAAAGGACAAAAAUCUCCAGAUACUUCUCUCUUUCAAAAGAAUAUUUCAGAAAGAGAAAAUAUAAAUGGUUAGAAUAUUUAGUCGCACUACUCUCAGCAGGAAUAUUAGCAAUACAUUAAGUUUAGAUUUGACAAUAUAUUGUUUACCUGAAUAAUAUUUAAAUGUGAAACCACAUAGUAUUUGUACACUAAAGGUAAAAAAACAUACAUGAUUCCAAAGCCCAGUGCUUGUAAGAUAAGUGGCCUAGCUUGAUUAAAGACAAUAUGGAGAUAAUAAAAGAGGAUACUUGUUCAUAUUACUACAGUACUUGAACACUUACAGAUUGCAACAGGUACUUUAAUGAAUGUGCAUUUGUUUUGAACUGUGCCUCUUUUGUCUAGUGCAAUGAACCUAUCUUAAGUGAGAAUAUUUGUAAAUCAUUGUGUACAAAAUCCAUUAACAUGCAAAACGGGGCACUUUUCAUCAGUUAAGUGAGAUUCUGUAGAUUUUGAAUGAAACCAAUGUUUAGUAGAGUACAUUUAUUUUCAUUUCAAAGGAAUUAUUUUAAAGUCAUUUUCGUGAAAAAUUUUGAUUUUUUUUUAAAUAAAGAAAACUAACUAGCUAAUUAUACAUCAGCUAAAAUAUUUAAUCAGCAAGGAUGUGAUUUGUUAUACAAAAAUGUACAAGCUGGCAAUUUCAUCUGAGGACAGCCUGCACCAGGAAAUUGUCAUUUUGCAUAUUUGUUUAUGAAGUCAUAGGUAACGAGAAAACCUUUCAGAUAUAAAUGCAGAACGACAUAAUUUUUGACAAUCUAUAUUGGAUGAUGUGCUGUACACUCAAUUAUAACCACGAAAAUCUUGUCUGUCAUCUACUACCUCUCGACAGUAUUUUUAAACUGCUUUGGUCCACAAUACAACUGGCCAGGUCAACAUGGUGCUAGUUCAAAUGCCUAUCACUGGGCUUGCAACAAACUAGUUCCAUAUAUUGGACAUCCUUUUGAAUAAACUAACUUGGUGCUGUUAUGCCUUGAGAAAUCUGAGCUUCGUAAAGGGAACAGUGCUAUGACAAUCCCAAGAAUCAGUGCUUAGUACUCCAGGGCAUGAGUGUGUUAAUCAGUUAAUGUUUCAUUUCAACAAGGAACUAUGCUUAAAGAUCUCCUCUUUACCUCAACUUAGGUAUUAACAUUGCAGAGACUUGUUUCCAUGGAUUGGUUUUUUAUUUUGUCUUGUGGUACUGGUGCUAUAUAACCAGGGAGUUGAAUGUAUUAUCUACACUAUAGGACAGCACUGACAGUGGAAUUAAUGCAACUCCCUCAAGGAAUGUGGAUAACAUUAUUAAAGGGAACAGGAUGCAUUAAAAAAAAAAAAAGAAAUUAAGAGGAAGAGAAAUUUCCGAAUGGGACCCAAACAAACAGAACCAAAAUUGGACCAGAAAGUGUUCAAAUAGCACAGUUUUUUGCUGCUGCUACUGUGUAGCCACCUUACUAUCAAAAGCUGAAUCCUUUCUGUAGUUUUCAAGCUGAUAAGAGUUAAUUGUGCAAGCUGUAAAGAAGUUUGACAGGCCUGCCAUACUGAGAAGAACAGUACAUUGUAACCAGUACAAUGAAGAGCCCAAGGCGCACACUGCAGUAUUAUCAGCAUCUGCUCAUACAGACUAAGAAAGGGCUUGUUCACAGAAAUACCCCCAAGGUGCAUACUUCAUGGAGUGGUACAUUUAAUUAUGGACUGUAUUAAUCACUGAAUGUCACAUAAAUAUCCUUAUUCAGAAUGGAAAUAGCAUUGUAUUAUUGUGAUUAGUUGCUUAUAUUUUACAUUCAGUAUUAAUGUGGUACACUGUUAUUAAAUAUUUCCUUUUUUGUAAAUUAUAUGCUAAUUUAUUGCCAUGUUUCAUGACACUUGUUCUCCAUUCAUUUCACUACGUAUAUAGAAAGUUAAUACUAAAUCCAGUGAAAUGGUGUUCCGUAUUUGUGACACAGGACUUUUUUCUUAGGUAAUUUAAAACAAUAAAAGUGCAGCUUCUAAACAUAGUAAAA